This is a messenger RNA of Ustilago hordei, 1218 nucleotides long. RefSeq names its product putative COP9 signalosome subunit 5 CSN5. The record is from RefSeq and is a predicted model, not a curated record. NCBI's taxonomy places the organism in Eukaryota, Fungi, Basidiomycota, Ustilaginomycetes, Ustilaginales, Ustilaginaceae. The transcript has a single exon. Gene Ontology annotation, molecular function: protein binding; metallopeptidase activity; deNEDDylase activity. Gene Ontology annotation, cellular component: COP9 signalosome; cytoplasm. Gene Ontology annotation, biological process: protein deneddylation. The coding region runs from base 1 to 1218 and encodes 405 amino acids.
AUGGCAUCCUCAUCCUCAAACUCGGCCUCAAUGGCACGCACCAACUUCGACCUGAGCAACUCCAUUAUCCCCUUGGACCCAUCAACCCUCGACUCGAUCUUCCGCUAUGACUCUGAAGAACAACGUUCAAUUCUCCGCAGCCAGCGCUGGAAGACGGAUCCGCAUUUCUUCACCAAAGUUCGAAUCUCUGCCGUAGCGCUCAUCAAAAUGGUGAUGCACGCCCGCAGUGGUGGUAUUUACGAGAUUAUGGGCUUGAUGCAAGGCAAGAUUGAUCCCGUCAACCGCACCCUUUAUGUCAUGGACUCGUUCGCGCUUCCAGUGGAGGGGACAGAGACGAGGGUUAAUGCCCAGAACGAGGCGUAUGAAUAUAUGGUCCAAUACCUGGAUCACAGUAAGGAGGUGGGAAGAAUGGAAAAUGUCGUCGGGUGGUAUCAUAGUCAUCCAGGCUACGGAUGUUGGUUGAGUGGGAUAGAUGUUAACACCCAGCGGACUAAUCAGCAGUUUCAGGAUCCGUUUGUGGCACUGGUUAUUGAUCCUAAUCGUACCAUCUCGAGUGGGAAAGUAGACAUUGGUGCGUUUAGGACCUAUCCUGAGGGGUAUACGCCACCGAACAACACAGCGGGAGGAGGAGGAGGAGGAGAUGGGGAGUAUCAAAGUAUCCCGUUGAAUAAGAUCGAGGAUUUCGGUGUGCAUGCGAGCCAAUACUACCAAUUGGAGAUCGAACAUUUUAAGUCCAGUUUGGAUGGAAAGUUGUUGGAUCUACUCUGGAACAAGUAUUGGCAGAAUACACUUUCUCAAUCCCCGUUAGUGACAAAUAGGGGGUAUACGACGGAGCAGAUUAGGGAUUUAGGGGAGAAGUUGGCUCAGACAAAUGCGGCGGUGGUUAAUAGACAGAGUAGUGGGACGAUGCCCUUCACGCCCGCUGCUGUUGGGGCCAAGGCUGGGGCUGAGGAGGGAAGUAAGAAAGCUGGAGAGGGGGGAAUGGGGGAGGGUGAGAGCGGAGGAAAGGAAAAGGAAGGAGAGGAUGCUUCAGGGUUGGUGGAUGACUUGGUGAAAAGGAGUAAAACUUCUGCUUUGGCAAGAGCCAGUAAUGAUGCGAAGAAACUGGCGAUUGAGGCUAAUCAUGGAUUGUUGGCGAAUCAGUUGAAGAAUACCUUAUUCAAUUAUCAUAAGGGUGCAGUGUCGACAGCGGAGGAGGUCGGGAAGAGUGCGGCAUGA